Camponotus floridanus (Florida carpenter ant) is the source of this 3052-nucleotide messenger RNA. Its product is annotated as V-type proton ATPase catalytic subunit A. NCBI's taxonomy places the organism in Eukaryota, Metazoa, Arthropoda, Insecta, Hymenoptera, Formicidae. The record is from RefSeq and is a predicted model, not a curated record. Gene Ontology annotation, molecular function: ATP binding; proton-transporting ATPase activity, rotational mechanism; ATP hydrolysis activity. Gene Ontology annotation, cellular component: lysosomal membrane; proton-transporting V-type ATPase, V1 domain. The coding region runs from base 174 to 2024 and encodes 616 amino acids. The transcript has 12 exons. Gene Ontology annotation, biological process: ATP metabolic process; proton transmembrane transport.
UAUCUUAAUAUGGCGCGUGCGCCUGAUAAUUGAGGAUCGGCACGCGAUCAGUCAGCUGACCUGUCUUGUGAUAGCUAGGCUGGACUCCGUGAGAGAGGCACGUAUUCACGUCGGUGGCUGGACUGCUCUUGAGAACAUCGCAUCUCAUCGAUAAAUUAAGAUAAUCAUUCAAGAUGACGAAUCAAAGUUUGGCUAAGAUUGCGCAUGAGGAGCGGGAGGGCAAGUUUGGAUAUGUCUAUGCAGUAUCCGGUCCUGUCGUUACCGCUGAGAAAAUGUCUGGGUCAGCUAUGUACGAGCUGGUGCGAGUCGGCUACUAUGAAUUAGUAGGAGAAAUUAUCAGAUUGGAAGGUGAUAUGGCUACGAUACAGGUAUACGAAGAGACAAGUGGUGUGACAGUUGGUGAUCCCGUACUUCGCACUGGAAAGCCAUUAUCUGUCGAAUUGGGUCCCGGUAUCCUUGGCAGCAUCUUUGACGGUAUUCAACGUCCGUUGAAAGAUAUCAAUGAGCUUACAAGCUCGAUCUACAUCCCGAAGGGUGUCAAUGUACCGGCACUCUCGCGUACUGCUUCCUGGGAAUUCAAUCCGCACAAUAUAAAAAACGGCAGCCACAUCACAGGCGGUGACAUGUAUGGCGUUGUACAUGAGAAUACCUUAGUAAAGCAUUGGAUGAUCCUGCCACCUAAAUGCAAAGGCACUGUUACAUAUAUUGCGCCGGCUGGCAAUUAUACAGUUGAUGACGUCGUACUGGAGACUGAAUUUGAUGGCGAGAGGCAGAAAUAUACCAUGCUUCAGGUGUGGCCAGUCCGUCAACCUCGUCCAGUCACUGAAAAAUUGCCAGCUAAUCAUCCUCUACUCACUGGCCAACGAGUCUUGGACUCUCUCUUCCCAUGCGUUCAAGGUGGAACCACGGCUAUUCCCGGUGCUUUUGGUUGCGGCAAAACGGUCAUUUCGCAAGCCUUGUCCAAAUACUCUAACUCUGAUGUCAUUAUUUACGUCGGUUGUGGAGAACGUGGUAACGAAAUGUCUGAGGUACUACGUGACUUUCCUGAAUUGACUGUGGAGAUUGAUGGUGUUACCGAGUCCAUUAUGAAACGUACCGCUUUGGUCGCUAAUACAUCCAACAUGCCUGUGGCUGCGCGUGAAGCGUCCAUUUAUACAGGUAUUACUUUAUCCGAAUACUUUCGAGAUAUGGGUUACAAUGUGUCGAUGAUGGCGGACUCGACAUCUCGUUGGGCCGAAGCUCUCCGAGAAAUCUCAGGUCGUUUGGCUGAAAUGCCUGCUGAUUCUGGUUACCCUGCUUAUCUCGGUGCUCGUCUAGCCAGCUUUUACGAACGUGCCGGAAGAGUCAAAUGUUUGGGAAAUCCAGAUCGUGAAGGAUCCGUUAGUAUCGUUGGUGCUGUAUCACCACCAGGUGGUGAUUUCUCUGAUCCUGUGACUAGCGCGACACUCGGUAUUGUACAGGUGUUUUGGGGAUUAGAUAAGAAACUUGCACAACGUAAACACUUCCCAUCUAUCAAUUGGCUGAUAUCAUAUAGCAAGUAUUUGCGAGCAUUGGAUGAUUUCUAUGAUAAGAACUUCCCAGAAUUCGUCCCGCUGAGAACGAAAGUUAAGGAAAUCUUGCAAGAAGAGGAAGAUCUGUCGGAAAUCGUCCAGUUGGUAGGCAAGGCCUCACUCGCCGAAACAGAUAAAAUCACGCUUGAAGUAGCAAAAUUGUUAAAGGAUGAUUUCUUGCAACAAAACAGCUAUUCGCCGUACGAUCGCUUUUGUCCAUUCUACAAAACUGUGGGAAUGUUACGAAAUAUGAUUGCUUUCUAUGAUAUGGCGAGACAUGCGGUCGAAUCAACAGCGCAAUCAGAUAAUAAAAUAACGUGGAAUGUCAUUAGGGACAGUAUGGGCAAUAUUCUUUAUCAAUUAAGUUCUAUGAAAUUCAAGGAUCCUGUCAAGGAUGGCGAAGCAAAAAUUAGGUCGGACUUUGAUCAAUUACAUGAGGACAUACAACAGGCAUUCAGGAAUUUAGAAGAUUAAAUUUCUAUCUUGUAACUUGUUAAAAGCAAUUUUAAGAUAUUGAUUGUUCUAUAUCUUGGUCCUAACAUUUAAGGAUGUCCCGGUCUAGCUCGUGAAUUGCAGAUAACUUGCCGAAAAUAUGCAUAUAGCAGUGUUAUCGAUUAUACAAUAUAUUAUUUAGCAUCAUCCUUGAAAGCAAAUGAAUUGUAAAUAGAAAAGUUGCGUUGAAUUCUCAGAUAUUACCUUGCAGUGAAAUAUCGUUCGAGACAAUGCCAUGUCAUGUACAUGAUGAUUGAGACAAUAAAGUGGGACAUUCUUAAAUGCUUAAAACGUACAUUUAAAAAUACACUCCGUGUGUUCGAGAGUUAACUUGACUCAAAAUCCGCGAGAGUUUUAUUUGUAAUUAAUCGGAUAUUAUCAGAGAAAGUAAUUUUACCCUUUGCAAAAAUGUACUUUCGUCUUGUUCGCUUUGUUAAAGGUGCAAAUACCAGGAAGUUAAUAUUCCUAUAUGUUUUCUGUGUAUGUGUAAUAUAAACAAAAAUUAUAUAAAACGGCUUUUCCCGUUUCAUUCUAACGCGCGCAGAUUAGAAUUAUUGUUAUGAAAAGAUACUCUCCUAAUAAUCGAUCACGAGGCACGUGGAUGACACGGUAACUCUUACCUUGCAAGAGAUUGAAUCGUGAAAUAUAUUAAAUAUUGUAACAUAUAUAUACAUUAUAAUGUAUAUUAAGUAUUGUAACUAUUUAAGAAAAAUGCGAUAGAUAAUAAUCGCAACUGUUACACAUAAUUAAGCAUAUUAUACUUUAACAAUGAAGCGUUACAAAUAUAAUUGCAUAAUUUGAAAGUUUAGAAAAGAACACACACAUGAUAGAUUAGAUAAGUGAUUAAGGUGCAGAAUCUUCAAUAGUGAAGAUAAAUACGAGAGAAAUAAGAAUGUGUCUGCACGACUAGUGUUCCAUUGACUUCGAUACCAUUUCCAUUGUAUGAUAUGUAAAAAAAAAUACAAUAAAAGAAUUAUGCAAGAAUUAUACAAAAGGAUCAUAUAAACAUA